AUUUUGGGAGCUGCACAGCUCGCCGCGCGAGAGACUACGUCGUUUAAGAUCUCAUCGCUGCAGACAUUUUACUACCGACUAACGAACCACAGCGUUUACGAGAGCCAUGAGCACUCCGGACGCGGCCGCAGGCGCGAUGCCGCCACCGCCGCGCCCAGACGCCGCGGACGCCGCAGCGAUGCCGCCGCCACCCCCCAUACCAACAAACUCGAAGACGAACCCGGACCUGCCCAUCGCCGGCGCGCGCGCGGACAUCGUGCGAUUACUGCGAGAGCACGACUUUUUGGUCGUGGUGGGCGACACUGGUAGUGGUAAAACCACACAAUUACCGGCCUACCUGCUGGAGGACGACGAAUCAAGGACAGACAACGACACGUUCGCGCCGGUGGCCAUCACGCAGCCUCGACGCGUCGCCGCGACGAGUGUUUCGCGACGAGUCGCGGAGGAGCGCGCCGUCACGCUGGGAGGUGAGGAAGUAGGCUACAAGGUGCGGUUUGAUAGUGUAGCGCAGCGGGCCACGAAAUUGACCUUUAUGACGGACGGGGUUUUAGUGCGAGAGUGCGUGGGCGACGGCCGCCUGACAAAGUACAAAACUAUUGUCUUAGAUGAAGCCCAUGAGAGAUCUGUGGACACCGACGUGUUGUUCGGGCUGGUCAAGCAAGCUGUUGAAUUGAGAAAAUCUACAAAUGAUAAACUGAGAUGCGUCGUCGCCUCAGCCACACUAGACGCAGCGAGGUUCAGCCAGUACUUCGACGGCGCUCCGGUAUUACGAGUGCCCGGCCGCUCCCACCCGGUAGACAUCUACCACAGCAAGCAGCAGCAGCCGAUGACGCGCUUCGGCCCCGCCGACAAGAGGUAUGUAUCGGCAGCCGUCGACGUCGCGGUGCAGAUCCACAAGUCGCAGAAUGAAGGACAUAUUUUAAUAUUCUUAACGGGCCAGGACGAGAUCGAGAAUGCGUGCCAGGCGCUGAGGAGGGAAGCCGCUAAACUGGAAGAUACUAUAGUAGUAGGUGAAAGAGGACCGGCGAUGCUCGUGCUACCUUUGUACGGUGCCUUGCCGCAGGAGGCCGCAGAUAGGGUUUUCGAUGCCGUGGAUGCGUCGCAAAUUAGAAAGGUCGUCGUGGCCACAAAUAUUGCUGAGACGUCGCUCACCGUACCGGGUGUCAAGUAUGUGGUGGACCCCGGUUAUGUGAAACAAAAGGGCUACGAUCCGGAACGAGCCGUGGCAUCAUUAGUAGUAGUACCUAUUUCCAAAAUUGCUGCGGAGCAGCGCGCGGGUCGCGCGGGCCGAACCGAGGCGGGCCAGUGUUAUCGAUUGUACUCGAAGGCGUGUUUUGAUGCGAUGGCCCCUGAGACGAUCCCGGAAAUCCGCCGGUCGUCGAUGGCGUCGGUGGCCUUGGCUCUGAAAUCGUUGAGAAUUGUAGAUGUGUUGGGCUUCGAUUUCUUGGACGCGCCGGACCAGAAGCAAUUAGCGUGUGCUUUGUUAGAGCUUCACGCGCUCGGGGCGCUGGAGUCCCACGGUAUCCUGACGCCAUUGGGUCAUGCGAUGGCCUCGUUAGCGUUGGAACCGGAUCUCGCACGAGCAGCUCUGGAGAGCGUCCACUUCACGGGCGAAGGGACGACGGACCCUACGGUGCGCAACGCCGUUUUGGCAGUGGUGGCGAUGCUCUCGGCCGAGGACGUCUGGUACGUCGGGGGCAAGGCGUCGGACCGGCGGGGCGCGCCGUCCGCGCGGCGCGACGCCGCGGACCAGCUCCGCGACGAGGCGCUGGACGCCCACGCGCGGUUCCGGCACCCUAGAGGUGAUCUCAUCUCAUUACUAGUGGUCUUCUCGGAGUACGAGCGCGCCUGUCGCUCGGGAGGCGAGCGGACCUUCGCUAGAAAGCAUUCAUUAAGAGAUCGAGCUUUACGGUUCGCGCGGAAGGCACGAGAUCAGUUAGAUGCGGAGCUCGCGCGGUGCGAGCGGCGCGAGAACAAGAGGAGGCGGGAGUCUUCGGAUGGAAGAGUGGAUUUGGACGAGGUGUGCCGCGCGCUGGCGGCGGGCCUGUGCCUGAACGCGGCCGAACGGACGUUGAACGACGCCUACUUAUUGCUACCGUCGGCGUCGGCCCACGUUCAAGAAAACAAACCGGAGAAGUCGCUCGUUCGAUUAGACGCCGAGACGGAGGCGCCGAUGAGCCGGCCGCCGGACCACAUCUGCUUCCACGAGUUACGGGUCAACCGCCACGCGAAGGGCUCCUUCGCGCGGAACGUGGUCGUGGUCGACGGGAAAUGGCUGAAGAAGUGUCGGAAGCGCGUGGGGACGGCGGACGUGGGCCUGCUGUGUGGCAAGGAGGCUUCCACGAAGGCCCCGGUGGUGGUGGCUGCGACGGCGGCCGCGGCGCCGGCGGCGUCGUCUGCGACGGCGGCAGCGCCGGUCGUCGACAGCGGCCAGGCGGUCGACGCGGCGCGGGCGCGCUUCCUGGCGCGGAAGAAGCAGUCGAAGACUCGAAAGUAAAUUGUGAUGUGUUUUUUUAAUGGUAGAUUCUAAGGAGCGAUCGGCUACGGGAAGGAAGUUCAAGGUUCACGCGAGUUCUGUGGUGAAUUUGCGAGGCGGAUGGUUCGCCUGCGGAUUGUCCGC
This is a messenger RNA of Pelagomonas calceolata, 2620 nucleotides long. NCBI's taxonomy places the organism in Eukaryota, Pelagophyceae, Pelagomonadales, Pelagomonadaceae. The record is from the annotation of a GenBank genome assembly.